GGGAAGGGGGGGGGAACCUGGGCAGCGGCUGGGCUCUGUGGCUUCAGGGCUCGGGUAGAGAGAGGGAGGGUGGCAAAGAGAGUGAGUCGGUGCCGCCGCCUGCCUGAGAAGAGAGGAGGGGUCCCGCCUGCCUGCGCCCUUCGCGGGCCGAGAGCGCGAGGCACCCACGAACCUCUGAGGCCUCCCGGCCCCUGGGGACCCCGCCCCGCCGCCGGCCGGGCGGCCCGCGGCCUCUCUUCCCUUUGUGAGCGCCCCCUUCCCAGGGGUGGUGGUGGUGGCAGAGGGCUGUGCGUGGGCCCGCCCGCCGAGGGGCCGCGACGGGGGACCGACAGGGCCUCGGCUGUGUGCGGAAGGGAGGCGGCCGAGGCCCGGGCCGGUUCCCCCGAAGCGGCAGCGGCUCCCGGCACUUCCCCGCGCCAUCUUAGCUGAGCCCAAGCGCUGAGGGCACCUCCUCGACCCCGGUCGUCCCUUGGCCCCCCCCCCGCCCCUUGUCGCAGAGUUGGGCUGGGCUGCUCGCUGGGGCUCCGCGGGGUGGGGGGGGCGGCAGUGUGUCGCCAGACCCCCUCCUCCUCACUCCUCGCCCUCCAGUGUAGCGGCUACCUGAGCGCUGUAGGGGGCUGCGCCUGCCUACUCCGCCCCAGAUCUGCCGGCGAAAGGUUUAUGCCAACGUGGCUUCAUUCAUACAGAUGAACCAAGGAUUGGGAUAGCAGUAUAAAAUUAGAAUCAGACAGCUGAUUGCCCAGCAGGAUGCCAUCAACUAACAGAGCAGGCAGCCUCAAGGACCCUGAAAUUGCAGAGCUCUUCUUCAAAGAAGAUCCAGAGAAGCUCUUCACAGAUCUCAGAGAAAUUGGCCAUGGCAGCUUUGGAGCAGUGUAUUUUGCACGAGAUGUGCGUACCAAUGAAGUGGUGGCUAUCAAGAAAAUGUCUUAUAGUGGAAAGCAGUCUACUGAGAAAUGGCAGGAUAUUAUUAAGGAAGUCAAGUUUCUGCAAAGAAUAAAACAUCCCAACAGUAUAGAAUACAAAGGCUGCUAUUUACGUGAGCACACAGCAUGGCUCGUAAUGGAAUAUUGUUUAGGAUCCGCUUCAGAUUUGCUGGAAGUUCACAAAAAGCCAUUACAAGAAGUGGAAAUAGCAGCAAUUACACAUGGUGCUCUCCAGGGAUUAGCCUACUUACAUUCUCAUACCAUGAUCCAUAGAGAUAUCAAAGCAGGAAAUAUUCUUCUGACUGAACCAGGCCAGGUGAAACUUGCUGACUUUGGAUCUGCUUCCAUGGCAUCUCCUGCCAAUUCUUUUGUGGGAACGCCAUAUUGGAUGGCCCCAGAAGUAAUUUUAGCCAUGGAUGAAGGACAGUAUGAUGGCAAAGUAGAUGUAUGGUCUCUUGGAAUAACAUGUAUUGAACUAGCGGAAAGGAAGCCUCCUUUAUUUAAUAUGAAUGCAAUGAGUGCCUUAUAUCACAUAGCCCAAAAUGAAUCCCCUACACUACAGUCUAAUGAAUGGUCUGAUUAUUUUCGCAACUUUGUAGAUUCUUGCCUCCAGAAAAUCCCUCAAGAUCGCCCUACAUCAGAGGAACUUUUAAAGCACAUGUUUGUUCUUCGGGAGCGCCCUGAAACAGUGUUAAUAGAUCUCAUUCAAAGAACAAAGGAUGCAGUAAGAGAGCUAGACAAUCUGCAGUAUCGAAAGAUGAAGAAACUCCUUUUCCAGGAGGCACAUAAUGGACCAGCAGUAGAAGCACAGGAAGAAGAAGAGGAACAAGAUCAUGGUGUUGGACGGACGGGAACUGUGAAUAGUGUUGGAAGUAAUCAGUCUAUUCCCAGUAUGUCCAUCAGUGCCAGUAGCCAAAGCAGUAGUGUUAACAGUCUUCCAGAUGCCUCAGAUGACAAGAGUGAGCUAGACAUGAUGGAGGGAGAUCACACAGUGAUGUCUAAUAGUUCUGUCAUCCAUUUAAAACCUGAGGAAGAAAAUUACAGAGAAGAGGGAGAUCCCAGAACAAGAGCAUCAGAUCCACAAUCUCCACCCCAAGUAUCUCGUCAUAAAUCACACUAUCGUAAUCGAGAACACUUUGCUACUAUACGGACGGCAUCACUGGUUACCAGGCAAAUGCAAGAACAUGAGCAGGACUCCGAGCUUAGAGAACAGAUGUCUGGCUAUAAGAGAAUGAGGAGACAACAUCAAAAGCAGCUGAUGACUCUAGAAAAUAAGUUAAAGGCUGAGAUGGAUGAACAUCGCCUCAGAUUAGACAAAGAUCUUGAAACUCAGCGUAACAAUUUUGCUGCAGAAAUGGAGAAACUUAUCAAAAAACAUCAGGCUGCUAUGGAAAAAGAGGCUAAAGUGAUGGCCAAUGAAGAGAAAAAAUUCCAGCAACAUAUUCAGGCCCAACAGAAGAAAGAACUAAAUAGCUUUUUGGAGUCCCAGAAAAGAGAAUAUAAACUUCGAAAAGAACAGCUUAAGGAGGAGCUGAAUGAAAACCAGAGCACUCCAAAAAAAGAAAAACAGGAGUGGCUUUCAAAGCAAAAGGAGAAUAUACAGCAUUUCCAAGCAGAAGAAGAGGCUAAUCUUCUUCGACGUCAGAGACAAUACCUAGAGCUGGAAUGCCGUCGCUUCAAGAGAAGAAUGUUACUUGGGCGCCAUAACUUGGAGCAGGACCUUGUCAGGGAGGAAUUAAAUAAAAGGCAGACCCAAAAGGACUUAGAGCAUGCCAUGCUACUGCGACAGCAUGAGUCCAUGCAGGAACUGGAGUUCCGCCACCUCAACACAAUUCAGAAGAUGCGCUGUGAGCUGAUCAGAUUGCAGCAUCAAACUGAGCUCACUAACCAGCUGGAAUAUAAUAAGCGAAGAGAACGAGAACUAAGGCGAAAGCAUGUCAUGGAGGUUCGACAACAGCCCAAGAGCCUGAAGUCUAAAGAACUCCAAAUAAAAAAGCAGUUUCAGGACACUUGCAAAAUCCAAACCAGACAGUACAAAGCAUUAAGAAAUCACCUACUGGAGACUACACCAAAGAGUGAGCACAAAGCUGUUCUGAAACGUCUCAAGGAGGAGCAGACCCGGAAGUUAGCCAUCUUGGCUGAGCAGUAUGACCACAGUAUUAAUGAAAUGCUGUCCACACAAGCUCUGCGUUUGGAUGAAGCACAGGAAGCAGAGUGCCAGGUUUUGAAGAUGCAGCUACAGCAGGAACUGGAGCUGUUGAAUGCAUAUCAGAGCAAAAUCAAGAUGCAAGCCGAGGCACAACAUGAUCGAGAGCUUCGGGAGCUUGAACAGAGGGUCUCCCUCCGUAGGGCACUCUUAGAACAAAAGAUUGAAGAAGAGAUGUUGGCUUUGCAGAAUGAACGCACAGAAAGAAUACGAAGCCUGCUGGAGCGUCAAGCCAGAGAAAUUGAAGCUUUUGACUCUGAAAGUAUGAGACUAGGUUUUAGUAACAUGGUCCUUUCUAACCUCUCCCCUGAGGCAUUCAGCCAUAGCUACCCAGGAGCUUCUGGUUGGUCUCACAAUCCUACUGGGGGUCCAGGACCUCACUGGGGUCAUCCCAUGGGUGGCCCACCACAAGCUUGGGGCCAUCCAAUGCAAGGUGGACCCCAGCCAUGGGGUCACCCCUCAGGGCCAAUGCAAGGGGUACCCCGAGGUAGCAGUAUGGGAGUCCGCAAUAGCCCUCAGGCUCUGAGGCGGACAGCUUCUGGGGGACGGACGGAGCAGGGCAUGAGCAGAAGCACGAGUGUCACUUCACAAAUAUCCAAUGGGUCACACAUGUCUUAUACAUAACUUAAUAAUUGAAAGUGGCAAUUCCGCUGGAGCUGUCUGCCAAAAGAAACUGCCUACAGACAUCGUCACAGCAGCCUCCUCACUUGGGUACUACAGUGUGGAAGCUGAGUGCAUAUGGUAUAUUUUAUUCAUUUUUGUAAAGCGUUCUGUUUUGUGUUUACUAAUUGGGAUGUCAUAGUAUCUGGCUGCCGGGUUUUGUUUGGGGUUUUUUUUUUGUUUGUUUAAUCUUUUGAUAGAAAUUAUGAAAAGGGGAAUCCUGAAAGCUGCAAAAACAGAAUGCAGCAAAGUGGUUUGAGUCGUCACUUUUGGGCAACUGUAUCCUAAGAAGUUUGUGAAAAGAUCUAAAGCCUUUCUCCAUAUCCCCAAUUCUUAUGAGCCACUCACAGCAGGCAGCAUAUGCUGAAACAAGUUAUUAUGGAAACACACUUGUAUCCCCAAUGUAUUUUCUUUAUUAAAUUGGUCUGACUUCUCAGCCUCAUUUGGAGUAAAAAAAGUGGAAAUCCAUGAACACUAAAGGAUUGCAUUAACUUUUUCAGAGUAGAAAACAACUUAGUUCUUUUUCUGAAUGCUGCAUAGGUGUAUCAGUGACUUUUUUUUUUUUUUUUGGCCAUUCAAUUGUGCCUUCUUUGUGGCAUGGUGAGAUGGAGGUGCUUAAAGAGAUCACCAGUGGUGUAGGAAUUACAUCAACAAACCUGUGAGCCUUCAAAGGAGAAGACCAGAGGGUGAGAGAGGUCCCUGAAAGUUCAUAUGGUACGGUAUGUUCAGCAGCAGAGAGAGGAGAUGAAGCUUGUAUGUCCUGACGUUUUGUUGCUUAUACUGUGAUAGUUCAUCCUAGCUAAGCUCUAUAACUCCCAAGACCCAAACAGUACUUUUACUUUGUACAAAAAAGACAGAUAGCCAAUACAAAUCAAAUGCCAAAGGUAUUUGAAUGAUGCCAUAUUUGUAAACUACUAUCUAUUGGAAUUCUCAUCACACUACAUAGACAGUAAUCUGAUUACCCUGUUUUGGCUUAUGCGAUUUCUUGUUUACAAGUAGAAUAGCCAAUUAUUUAAAUGUUUAGUUGCCACAGUGAACCAGGAAUCACUGAGCCAAUGACUACCAGCUGCUGACUAACCUCAUCACCACUGUAGAUUUUGGUGCAUGUGCAGGUCGUCGUCUUUUUUUUUUUUUAAUUGCUGUUUUUGUUGCUGUAGUACUUUACAAACUUCUAGUUCCUUGAGACUUAGUGACCAUUUGGCAUCAUGUUAACAUCAUACAGUAGGAAACACCACUUCCAGAAGUCUCUAGCCCCAGUGCUAAAUUACUACUGAAAAGGAACUAGCAAGUUUGGCAAAUUAAAAAAGAAAAAGUAAAGUAAAUUAUAGUGGUCAGGGAAUCUCUUGACAAAAGCUAACAUUUUUUUCCAGAGAGGGGCAUGUUUUGUUUUGCUUUGCUUUGCUUUUUGUUUUGUCUUGUUUUGCAAUGAAGGAAUUUUGCAAUGCUGAAAGAUGUUACUUGGUAUUCCAAUGCCAGUGUGGAAAUUUAGUUGAAGGUGGUUAGGGAGCUAUGAGUACUUGAAGGAGAAAAAAAAUGUUCUUUCCAGUGACACACCAGAGUUUCUUACAAGUUAAUUGUCCUGCCCCCUCCCCAGUUGUCUUGAAGAACUCUUGCUUUUAACUCUGGAUCCUACUUUUCAUAUAGUUUGAGGGGCUCCAAGUUAGAAUUCUUUAAAUCUCUCUUAGACCAGACUGAUGCACAAACAGUAAUUUAUCACUGUUGAAAUCUUGGUUUUCUCAACCAAAUUUAAGUCUUCCCCAGGUAUAUCAGUCCAAUCUCCAUGAAUCUUCCCUUUCAGGAGUUUCUAGCAUUCAUUUAAAGGUAACUGGAAGAAAAAUAUUUUAACAUAAAUAUUUUUUAAACUGAUAACAGUAGAAUUCAUACAUAAUUUUAGGCAGUGUUUCAGGUAGCACUCUGACACAUUGUCCUCUUGGCUAUGCUUGAGAUCACCAGUUUUUAGUUGAACAUGACAUGUAUUUGUCAUAUCUAAUGAAAGGAGCUUUUAAUUUUCUCAGUUUUUUGUUUUGUUUUGUUUUUUUUGCAUUCAAAUAUUAUACAAUAUUUUAAACAAAUUGAGAUAUCUACCUAUUUGGAGGAAAAUGAUAGAAGAGAGCUUGUUAGCCCCUCUGUACUGGAGGGGUGACCUAGGGAAGCAGAUCAGUUUUGUAUACAAACCUCUUUAAAAUCCAAAGUAUUACCAGUGAUACAUGUUAAAGUCCACUUGUGAACUUAAAUUAGUCAAACUGAGUUACUGAGUUCAUGCAGAACAUAUGUACUCGCAAAAUCGGGACUGAAUACUGACGCCAAAUGUCUUAUCUGGUAGGACUUUGUAUCUGAUUUACUUGUGUGGCAACCAGUUUUACAUGUAGUUCAUGAGUAUACAUGGUUUAUUCCAUUAAAUUUUAAUUAAAAUAUAUACAGUUUGUAAAAAUGAUUCAAAUUAAUUGGUUUGUGUGUGUUUAUAAAAUCUCACUUCUGAGGAAUCUCAUACAUUUUAGGAAUCAUCAAAGAGUAAAGCUUGUAGCAGGAAAAUUUGAAAGGUUUUAAGAGAUCCUCAAGAAAGAAGCAGGCACUUUCUGAAUCAGUGCGCAAAUGUCAGCAUUUGAUCAAAUUAAUACUACCUCCUCCCCAAGUGUUUGUGUUCACCCGAUAUACAUGUAUUUAAGAAAAUUAAAAGUGUGGGAAAUUUGUCCAGCGUAUCAGAAAGUCGUAAAUGCUAUAUCUGGUAUCCAGAGCUUGGCAGUAAAAAAUUUAUUGUGUUUACUGUCUCUCCCUUUCUUUAGUUAGCAUUUUUAAAAUGCAAAACCCCAUAUCUUGAAAUAUAUUAUUCCUAAUUGGUUCCCCUUCCUUUUGCACAUAUUUUUUCCUCCCUUUAUUUUAAUUUCAGCUCUAACACUAGAUUAUAGUUUCUUCGUUAUAUAGAUAAUGUUAGCUGGAAAGUAUGUUUAUAUUAUUUUUAUUCAGAGCUGCCAUUCUUUUUAGUCAUUUCUAUGCCUAGAGGCGAAUAGCCCUGCAUUUGAUGCCACACCCACAAGUAUAAUAUACUUGGUACUCUGGGCCAAGGAUUUAUUUGUAAAUUGAACUCUUUAGCAUAGUCAUGAUGAUUUUCAGCUGCCCAGACAUCAGGUAAACACCAUUCAGUACACUAAAGGAACUGUCUUUGACACCCUUCCACUCCCACCUACUCUUCCUCACCCCCUUUUCAAAAAUCAAAAACUCUGUGAGUGUCUUUCAGACCAUAAGACAGACUUUAGUAACUUUCUACUUCUUUAAGUGCUAAAUGUCUGGCAUUUUAAACUUUUAUAGAAUACAUUGUGUUAGACACUGGAAUAAUACUGUUUAUUUUCACCUGUGAAAAAUGACUUUAUUGUACUUGAAACACCUCCUUUGCAUUUUCUCCAUUUGUGCCAUUCACUAGUGGAAAUAAAUUGUAUUAUACCAUGAUCUACUGGCUUUUUAAAACUGUGUUAAAUAUGCACAUUUUUGGUAUAGCUGUUAUCAUUUGUAUGUAUAUAUUGUAUAUACAUAUGCGUGUCUGUAUGUAUGUACAGAUAGAUGGAUAUAACUCAUACUGUACAUUUCCAUCAGGGCACUUAGGAUUCUGUUAUUUUGUUAUUUCAAUCCUCAGUUAAGGCAAGUAUGCAUGUGUUUAAGAAAGUAAUCUGGGUUGAUAUUUAUGAGAACAUGGUCAUUAGAUGGAGUCUUUUCUUUUUUUAAUCCCCUCUUAGCACUUGUGUGGGUGGAAAGAAAGUUAAGUAAAAUGUGGAACCAUAAAUUGCAAUGCAGUAAAAUAGUGCUGGUGAAGGAGCCAGUUUCUAUGGGUUUAUGUCAUGAUGCAAUGAAAGAUAAGUGAUGCAGAGAGAAGUGAACCAUGGAAAUUAAAAGCACUGGUGGUGAUUCCUCUGCAAAGAUGAUAAAAACCAGUAAAUCACACAAACUUCAUGUGCACUCAUACAUAUUUCUUAAUAAUAAUUAUUAUUAAUUUUGCUAAACCAAAACAGCCAAGAAAAGAAUUACUGCUAAAGCAUCUAAGGUUCUACAAAUUGUAAAAUGAACAGGAAAUGGCCACUGGGAGAGAAGGAUAUGGUAUUAGCGUGGGGCUUUCUCCCUUUAGCUGCCUCUUCUUGCUUGGUAAUAGUAAGGUUUUUUGUGCACCUUCCACUCCUUCUGAGCCGCUACUAUUCAAGCAGAGAUUUGGCGCAACACAGCUACCCUUUCCUAGGACGUUUAUAUGGUCCUGUUUUGUCCCAUACUUAAAAUGUGAAGUGACUAGUGCAUAUUCAAGUCAGAAAAUAAUAUAUUUAAGGUAUAUAAGUGUGAAUCUCCUAUAAUGAUGGAAGAAGAGGUUCUUGUUUCUUAGAUAGAAAACAGCCUUUUCUAAGGAACAAAACCAAAACCUGGCUGUCAUCUUUGAGCUGCUUACCAAAAUACAGAUCAUUAUUCAAGAAGAACAGAUUCUCUUUUGUUUUCCUUCAUCUAACAUGAUAGUGCCCCCAACUAGGUUGUAGCAUUGCCGUUGAAAAGGCACUCACUCUUAGUUGUUAAGAACUGGACAUUUCCCAUCCUCAGAUUCCUUAAAGAUGGAAGAGUGUGCUGUACACUUAGCAGACUUGCCUCUUGUAUGCAAGGACUACUGAUUGAAGUCUGUUUUGCUGUGUGUCUGGUUAUGUUGUCUGCACUUUUAUGAAAUCACUACAGUAGAUCUACAUUGGAAAUAACUAAUGAAAUAAGUUUUAAACACUGUCUAGAAAAAGAAAGUGAAGCUGAGAACUCUUCCUUUAUUGUGCAUUUUUAUUUUCUACUGAAUUCCGAUAGCCCCCUUUAAAGUCACGUUGAAUAAUUUUCCCCUCAUUUAUAUUCAGACUUCCAAAUUUUCACCCAUGCAAGGGAAGAGAACCCAUUUGGCCUAAUGGUAGCCUUCAGGUUAUAAGAAAUAUAUAAAUUAGUAUGCACCUUAUCUGCCUGUUGUGGGUUUCUUAAACUUGCACUUCCUUCUCACCUACCCUAAAGUAGAUACCCUUUAAAGAAAAUGAAGGCAGAGAAUUAAAACUGGGGAGCCAUUUACUAUGUCACCAGCACUGUUAACUGUUUUCCCAGCAAUCGUAACUUUUUGAAGUUUCAGAGAUUUUUGUGUGUGUAUGUGUAUAUGUAGCUGUGUUGGAUUUGUUUUGUUUUUAAAUAUACAAGAGAUUCUUCUUUGAAUAGAGAAAAAGGUUAAUCUUUUCUGAAACAAGAUACCCACUGGAUAUACUAAUCUGAACAUCUAUAGGUAGUUUGCCAUGAAAAAGUGGAGAGAAGAUGAGACUUCUGAAUGAAUGAAAGGGUAUCUCAAUGCCCAAUAAUUUCCCCCAAAGUACGGGUAAUUUCAACCUGCACAGUUUCCUUUUCACUCAUAGUUUUUAGCAAUUGUGAGUGAAAAUUCAUGUAAUUAUCUGUAAAUAUGUAGCUAACAAAUUGACCUAGUUUCUGUAUUUUUGUUUGUUUUUGUACUAAAGUUUAUAAGUCUGUGCCAGCUAGAGAGGAGUUGCUGUCAUUGCUGGUUGUGGUCCUAGCAUCUAACCCUGAAACUGUCCUAGAUGGCAUUUUUAGAAUUAAUGCUUAAUGUUGUUAAACAGGGAAAUGAUGUUUAAUCAUUGGUCAGAUUUAAAAUCUUUCGAAGUGAAGUCAUUUAAUAUAAUGAUUACAUGUCCUCAAUCAUAAAUGAGGUAGGGAGCCUCCUUCCCCCAGUGGCCAUGUUUACAGAAGUGUGUUUUGUUGAUAAAGUGCAAGAGUUUUAAUAUUCAUGUAAAUUAUGCAGGUAACAUUAUGGCUUGAAACUGUUUAUUGGGCGCUCUAGCUGAAUUUUCAAAUGAAAUGAACUAUUCGUAUUGUUGGCACAUUGAUCCCAUUUCUGGAGCAUUUUUCCUAUUUCGAAAAAUACCUAUAUUCUUUGGUCAUUAUCCCCACUUAACUUUUUUCCGAUAUGCCUUGUAACCUAAGAUCGUUAAAUCUGAUGAACAUAGACAAGGGAAAUGCAUUUUUAAAAAUCCAUGAACCCUCAUUUGUAUGCUUUCAGUACUUGUGUUAAAUGUUUCUAUGGCAACUCUGAGGUCAGUGGAGUUUACGAAUUAGAUACGAAUGUUAAUGAAAAGUGUGUACUCUGCUUUUGCACGGCUUGGCUUAGCAUCAGAGGUAUAUUAGGGCCACUUGAAAGCAUGAAGGCUAGUUGUACGGGAACAGGUUUCUCUCAGUGGCACAUUUUGCUUUUCCUGAGCCCUCAAAUACGUUGCCUCAGCAUGAACAUUAUUGAUACUAUAAAUUGCACAUGGUCAUGGAGUGAGUUGUGUGAUUAAAAAGAUGUAACUGCUUAAUGUUUGCAGAUUCUGGCUGAUCCAUGUGACUGGCGCAUAUCAAACACACAGGGAGUGGGGGGGUGGUACUGGAACCCUUUUAACUCCUUUUUUUGUCAUAGACAAGUAUAGUUAGUUUCAGAUAUUGGCUGCCCCUGGUAUGUUGCCAGACAGCUCUUUUUUGGUGUCCAUUCCAAAUGUGCUUCCUUGCAUUUCAUAUCACAUAAUACCACUCCUCCCCAACAUUUUAUGUGUUAUACUUUUUAUUCCACAUUAAAUGGGAAUCGUGCCUACUUAGAGUGUCCCUCCAAUUAAUUACAUACACGUGUCCUAAAAUAAUCCAAGCCAGAGAUACAAGGUGGGAAAUUUAAAAAAAA
This is a messenger RNA of Pteropus alecto (black flying fox), 10495 nucleotides long. RefSeq names its product TAO kinase 1 (gene TAOK1). The record is from RefSeq and is a predicted model, not a curated record. The coding region runs from base 748 to 3753 and encodes 1001 amino acids. Lineage: Eukaryota; Metazoa; Chordata; Mammalia; Chiroptera; Pteropodidae. The transcript is spliced from 20 exons. Gene Ontology annotation, molecular function: protein kinase activity; ATP binding. Gene Ontology annotation, biological process: execution phase of apoptosis; protein phosphorylation.